AUGCAGAUCGAGCACCCACUCCAAGUGGACCUGCUCAUUCUCGGAGCCGGCUGGACGUCUGGGUUCCUUUUCCCACUGCUCCGGCGAAAGGGUCUUGUGUAUGCUGCCACCACAACAUCUGGACGCGAUGAAACCAUCCCUUUCAAAUAUGACCCGAGCUCGGACGACCCGUCGCCAUUCCGUCGUCUUCCUUCGGCGACCACUGUUCUCAUCACCUUCCCGCUCAGAGGGAAAGGGCCAUCAAGUCAUUUGACGAGGCUCUACACGGAGACUCACAGGGACAUCUCGGCGACAACCCCGCGCUUCAUACAGUUCGGAUCGACCGGCAUCUGGAACACGCCAUCCUGGAACGAUUCUUCUUCUCCCUACGACGAGACGAACCCUCGUGCCGUUGCCGAGGACGAGCUACUUGCUGUCUCGGAUGCCGUGGUGCUCAAUCUCGCCGGGCUCUACGGCGGCACACGCCAGCCUCGGAACUGGGUCGACAGGGUGGCCAAAACAAAGGCAGAGCUCAAGGCAAAAGGGGCGCUGCACCUAAUCCACGGCGAUGAUGUGGCCAGGGCUGUUGUUGCAGCUCACGAGAAUUUUGAAAAAGUCAAGGGUCAGAGGUGGCUGCUGUCUGACUUGCAUGUAUACGAUUGGUGGGACUUGGUUUUGGCUUGGGCGGUCGACACUCUCCAAGCAGCAGAGGAUGACAGUAUCGAAGAUCAGAAGUCACAAACCGUAAUGGCCAGGCAGGCGGAACUGAAGGACUGGGUUGUCGAGUUGAUGCAUGAAGAGGGAGUUCGUGCCCUUCCUCGGGAUACGCCACUGCUUGGCAGAGUCCUGGAUGGAAGGGGCUUUUGGGAAGCUCUGUCACUCAUACCAAUGCAUGUACUACGCGUUCCCGGCGGCAGAUGA
Thyridium curvatum is the source of this 900-nucleotide messenger RNA. RefSeq lists its product as uncharacterized. Lineage: Eukaryota; Fungi; Ascomycota; Sordariomycetes; Thyridiales; Thyridiaceae. The transcript has a single exon. The record is from RefSeq and is a predicted model, not a curated record. The coding region runs from base 1 to 900 and encodes 299 amino acids.